Messenger RNA from Daphnia carinata, 1502 nucleotides. RefSeq lists its product as uncharacterized. The transcript is spliced from 2 exons. Lineage: Eukaryota; Metazoa; Arthropoda; Branchiopoda; Diplostraca; Daphniidae. Bases 159 to 1175 code for a protein of 338 amino acids. The record is from RefSeq and is a predicted model, not a curated record.
CUUGCCCUAGGUAAACAAUAUAAAACUUUGAAGGCCACACUCCAACUAGACAGCCGUCUCCUUCAGUGGCCAUCAAUAUAUUACCGUCUUUUCUUACGUCGUGUUUACUUCUCGUCGGUUAAUACGUUGUCCUUUGUAAACAGAAGUAGUGGGGUGACAUGAACUAUUUCCAAGGAUUAGCAUGUCUCUCGCUGGCCACUUUUUUUGCCCUACUGACUGGCGUCAACUACUUGCCAAAGUUAAUCGAGUUCGUGUACAGCCCUCCUGCCAACUUGGUCUUCAAAGCCAAUCCAACUUUAUUCAGUGUGAACCAAAACUAUUUCAAAGACUUUGAAGGAUUUGAUAACGAGACCGGUGCCAAUAAUUUUAUCGUACCCAAUAUUAUCCACUACAUUCGUCUCAAUAAGAAAAGUUGGUCGUUUGUGGAGUACAUUUGCUUACGAUCGGCUUACGUCAAUCAACGGCCCGACUUCAUUUUUAUCCACACCAACAUCUUGGAUGGUUUCAAAGGGAAAUACUGGAAAUGGAUCCAAGAAGAAUCUGAUUUAAAAUUGCGUUUGAUUGUAGUACCCGUUCAAUUGCCAUCCGAGAUCUUUGGUCACAAACUGAAUCCUCUAUGGAGGAUCCAUCACGGGUCUGACUUGAUCCGCAUUCAGACAUUAAUGAAGUAUGGCGGAAUCUUCUUAGAUAACGAUGUCUACGUCGUUCGUAAUCUGGAUAAAUACCGCAAAUUCGAAAUGACUUUAGGCUGGCCCAGGAAUGAAUCCCUUGGCACAAUGGUUCUUUUGGCUAAUAAGAAUGCCCGUUUCCUACCCCUUUGGCUGGACAAUUACCGAGAUUACAAAGCGGAUCAAUGGUAUUACAAUGCUGGAGAUAACCCGACUGCAACCGUGUUAAUGAAACAUCCGGAACUGGUCCAUCGAGAACCCAAACGACUGGGAGUUCAUUUUAUGUUGCGUGAAAUGUUCCAGGAAACGAAGAAUUUUCCGUGGCACGAAAAACUGGACACCGUUCAUCUGCUCAUCAAUCAUCGAAGUUAUCUCGACAUGUUCUACAAAGAUUAUCGCUAUUUCAACGAACGAAAUAUCAUGCAUUAUCCAUUCAAUUUCGGCGAAAUGGCUCGGCUUGUUUUGAACCGCCAACCGGUUGGAAACUACACAGUAUCAAUCCAGUAGUAAUGCCUGUUUAUUCCGCACGCAUUUUGUUUCAUCACGUACGUAACAUCAUUAAUCAAAAAGGGUUUUUAAUUUUUUUUUAACUGAUGCUUAGCUUUAAUUUGUUAUUUUGUUUGAAGCUAUAUUCUGCAAUUACGGCCGGAAUGUUUCAAACUGUUUUUUUUUUUGUAAGCUGCAUGUAGUUACGCACGUUUAUAAAAUCACGGAGACUCUUAAAAACAAUUCAAUAUUCAGUGUUCUAAAAAAGACAAUAGUCAUAUUCACAGGUGCAAUACAGACAAGCUUACGUAACGUCGCUAGAAUCUGCAUUGCGUGUAAACUUCUUGU